Messenger RNA from Lampris incognitus (smalleye Pacific opah), 3104 nucleotides. RefSeq lists its product as uncharacterized. Gene Ontology annotation, molecular function: zinc ion binding; metalloendopeptidase activity. Lineage: Eukaryota; Metazoa; Chordata; Actinopteri; Lampriformes; Lampridae. Gene Ontology annotation, biological process: proteolysis. The record is from RefSeq and is a predicted model, not a curated record. The transcript has 10 exons. The coding region runs from base 20 to 1702 and encodes 560 amino acids.
UUGACACUGACAAACCAUAAUGCUCUCUCUCACCUUGAUUUUGGUCCUGCUGACAGCUGUGCACAGUGGAGAAGGAUGGAAUAAUGAUUGGGACCGUCCUUUGCAUUUUGUUUGUAGAUCUGGACAAGUUUUAUCAAGAAUUGCAAGCUACCACAAUAACCAAAAAGAAGAUCGCCGCUGGAGCCUCUCAUGCAAGUCCUUACCAAAUACCCAAAAGUGCUACUGGUCAAACUUUGUUAACGGGUUUGACAAAAAUGUUGACUUUUCUUGCCGACAAAAUUAUGUGGUUGCUGGCGUCUACAGCUACCACUCCAACUCUCAUGAAGACAGGCGAUGGAGGUUUUACUGCUGUACGGCCCCACAAUUUGAAACAUCUAACUGCCAGGAAACGACGUGGAUGAACUACUGGGAUGAAUAUUUCAACUGGUAUGUCCCCGGAGCCAACUACCUGACGGGCUUAAAAAGCUACCACAGGAAUGACAAGGAAGACCGCCGAUGGCGUUUCAAAUACUGCACUGGACAGACAAGAGAUACUAGGACAUCAAGCAACUCUGACGUAAUGUCAAAAAUUCUUAACGUAAACAAAGUUGUAAGCAAGGCUUUCACUGAAGGAGACGUAGCUGUUGCAAGCAAUCGAAAUGCCAGGAUUUGUAAUAACUGCAAAUGGCAAAAAUCCUCCACGGAGGUUGAGAUUCCAUACACCAUCAGCAGUUCUUUCAACAGUUACCACAAGUCAGUCAUUGAGAGAACCAUGAGGACAUUCUCCUGUAACACCUGUGUUCGUUUCGUUCAUCGUCGCAACCAGAACAACUAUAUCAGCAUUGUAAACAAAAAUGGGUGUUGGUCUCAUGUGGGACGAACUGGAGGAGGUCAAGAAUUAUCUCUCAACGUACAUGGAUGUGUUUACCAUGGUAUCAUUCAGCAUGAGCUCAUUCAUGCACUGGGCUUCUGGCAUGAGCAAAGCAGGAGUGACAGGGACCAUUAUGUCAGGAUCAACUGGGAAAACAUCCCGACGCACAAUAGACAUAACUUCAAUCGUCACACCACCAACAACCUAAAUACUCCAUAUGACUACUCUUCAGUUAUGCAUUAUGGAAAAACCGCCUUCUCAAAGAAUGGAAGGGAUACCAUCACUCCUCUUCGUUCAAAUGUGAGGAUAGGCCAGAGGGACGGCAUGUCAGAACUUGACAUUCUGAAGAUCAACAGGCUUUACAACUGCAAGAGUUACUUACCAAGAUCGAGCUAUUGGGACAAUAACUGGGAUGGUGUCCUGAGUCAUCAAUGUCCUCCUGGCCAAGCUGUGUCUCGCAUAACAAGUGUUCACAGUAACCAAAGAGAAGAUCGCUUAUGGAAGUUUUCAUGCAAGGCUCUGGGCACACCCAAGACAUGCCGUUGGUCAGGCUAUGUGAACGAUUUUGAUAAAGACAUGAACUUCCAGUGCCCUCAUAAUCAAGUGAUUGCUGGGGCCCACAGUUACCACAGGAAUGAUAAAGAGGACAGAAGAUGGCGGUUUUACUGCUGCAGCUUCACUGGUUUUGUCACAUUCGACUGCAAACCAACACCAUGGGUUAACUACUUUGAUGAAUACUUCAGCUGGCCAGUUCCCUAUGGCAAUUUCUUAACGGGAGUUAGAAGCUACCAUCGUAACUAUCAAGAGGAUCGUCGCUGGUGUUUCCGUUACUGCCAGGGACGCAGCAGCUGAUAAGGAGAUGGCUUAAUGGGCCCUUUUACAAGAUGUCACACAAGCUACUCCAUCCAAACAUAUCUAGAUAAAUAUAGCAUCAGUUUACACAUCUAAAUUCCUUGCUAAUUCCUUGCUUCCUUCUCUGAAUGCACGUUGUUUUUCCUCCAUUUGUACCUGAUUUGAACACACCUACAAAGCAUACAAUCCUAAAGAUCUGUGGAAUAUUGUAGUCGCAAUGCACACACACACACACACACACACACACACACACACACACACACACACACACACACACACACACACACACACACACACACACACACACACACACACACACACAUUUUCAAAUUGUACUUACACACUCUUGAAACAUAGACUCAUGGGAUAUUAUACUGAUAUAAUAGAACCAAGUGACAUUUUUAACCAUGGGUUAAUUAGCUUAGAUAGUAAAAAGAAAAUAUCUUCACACUGAUCCAACCUUUUAGCAGGUGCAGUGAUGAAGAAGAAUGCCUAGUAAUAUUUAUAAAAGUCCACACAGCACUGUCUUGCAAGAAAAUUCCUUGUAAAAUUUCAGUCAAAAAUAUCUGUCAAGCCCUGUCUGACAAAGAUAGUUUUACAAACAAAUACACUUCACAUACAAAUCAAUAUGCAAUUAUUUUCUUGCAACUCAGUGCUGUGUGAAUUUUUUUUUAUAAGUACUGGUUAAUUGGAAUAAAUGGCCUAUAAAACUUUAAAAUUAAUUCCUAUGCCUACAGCAAGCAUGCCACUACACAGCCGUUUCUUGAUGGAAUCUAAUUACUGAACUAAGUUGACAUUAUUCUUGUAUUGCUUUUUUUUUCAUCAAAAUAAUGUGCAAAGAGGGAAAAGUCACUUCAUUGAAUCAUAUUUUUUUUUUCCAUUUAUCUUUAUGGACAAAACAAAUUUCUACUUGGUAACUGCAUUUCUAAAUUAAUGAUCAAUUAAAUGUGUUUGACUAGUUGAUUUCUUUAAUACAUUGAAAAUCCUGUUUCUGAUCCAUUAUAAGACUUCAUAUAAAAAUGUAUGAUGAUUUUAAUCUAUAAUUUUUAUGAUUGUUUGGGGAUUAUUAUUCUGUUGGCAUUUUUCACUUAACAGCAACAGUAGAGACAGUCAGGAAAGGCAGGGGAUAACAUGCAGCAAAGGGCCUGGGCUGGAUUCAAACCCAGGCCGCUGUGGUAAGGACUCAGUCUUUAUAUGUGGUACAUGCUAUAUCAGGUGAAUCGUCGGGGGCACCCCGUUUGGGGAUUGUAAUGGAAGAUUGAUGACUCAUCUUUUAUUCCAUACGUUUAUUCAAAUAAUUUCUGUUCUUCUCAAAGUUUUUUUAUGAAUGGCUUGGGAUAUUCUAUUCACUUUGUGCUUCUUUAAAACCUGGCUUUGCAAUAAAGACAUAUUUUGCAGCAAA